AUGACCUGGCCGACGUGCAAUUCCACGGACCAUAUUGCUACCAUCCACGAGGUUGAUCUUUGGGAUGGCGGCGUCACCUUCCAUACCCUAUGUGUUAUCCUUUGCGCCGUUCUCACCGUUGUCUCCUUCAUAUUGGCCUCCAUCAUCAUCUUCGGCCAUGCCACCCACUAUAGCCAGCCGGAUCAGCAGCGAUAUAUCAUUCGUAUCUUGUUUAUGAUCCCUAUAUAUUCCAUCACCUCCUUCCUGUGCGUAUACUUUUACAAGGAAUCGGUCUAUUACGAGCUUAUCGGGAACUGCUACGAACCAUUCGCCAUUGCCUCAUUCUUUACGCUGCUUUGCCAGUACAUCGCUCCCGACGUGCACUCGCAAAAAGAAUAUUUCCGGCAAAUCGAGCCCAACAAUUGGGUCUGGCCUAUUCCUUGGUUGCAAAGAUGCACCGGCGGCCAAAACGGACUAUGGCGGAAACCGCGCAGUGGCCUGACCUGGUUCAAUAUUGUCUGGAUUGGCGUCUUCCAAUAUUGUAUCAUUCGAGUUGUCAUGACGAUUAUUGCCGUCGCUGCUCAGGCCAACGAUCGCUAUUGUGAAGACUCGGACAAUCCUGAAUUUGCGCAUGUUUGGGUCCUUAUCAUCGAGUCCGUAGCCGUCACGAUCGCCAUGUACUGUCUUAUUCAGUUCUACAUGCAGAUCCAUAAAGACAUUGCGCAAUACAAGCCCUUCCUCAAGAUCCUGUGCAUCAAACUCGUGAUUUUCUUGUCAUUCUGGCAAUCUACGAUCAUUGACUUUCUCACGUCCUCUGGCGUCGUUAAAUCGUCCGCCAAAGUGACGCUUAAUGACUGGAAUAAUGCUCUGCCCAAUCUUCUUAUUUGUAUCGAAAUGUCCCUCUUCGCCAUUCUGCACUUUUGGGGCUUCCCUUGGAGACCCUACGUUGGCUCGCAGAAAAACUACGGAGGGUCUUUUGGCUGGAGAGCAAUUCUCGAUGCAGCCAAUCCUUGGGACCUUGUCAAAGCAACUGCGCGAGGCUUCCGCUGGCUGUUCGUUGGGCGCAAGUCGCGCACAUUAGACCCCAGCUACCGCAUGGCAAGACAAGGCUCGCAGGAGGGACCGUUCCGAGGGGCAACGUCUGAUCGGCCGUAUGGGAUUGAGAAAGGAGCAGAGUCGGCCAGCCUGGGCUUCCGAUGGAGUGAUAUCACUCCCAACGAUUCCCUUCAGUAUACCGAGUGCUUUACCUCCUUCCUCUGCGCACGACUCUCUGUGCCAUUGAAUUGGAAUGCCACUGACACGCAUGAUGGUCUUGCAUCCAACUCCCAGGUCGCGCUGGCCAUUAUCAAGCUUCCGGCUAAAGUGCCUGUGACUGAUCCGAGAUAUGGAGGGCCGAUUAUACUCAAUCCCGGAGGCCCGGGAGAGUCCGGAGUGUAUCAAGUGCUUACGGAUGGGCCGAGUCUCCAAACCGUAGUAGAUACGGAUGUUCUUCCUUCAACGGCAGAGCUUGAUUUGGAGCACGAUGGGAAAUACUUUGAUAUUUUAUCUUUCGAUCCACGAGGCGUGAACAAUACCACACCUCGCUUACGAUGCUUUCCCGACGCAUUUAACCAACAGGUUUGGCAGCUUCAAUCACCAGAUUACGGGCUACUGUGGCAUAGCGAAAGCAUCAUCGGACUCGAAUGGGGUAGAGCAUCUGCCCUAGGAGCUAGUUGUUCAGGCGCUGAGCGCGAAGGUGGCAUUUUGCCCUACCUAAACACUGCUCAGACAGCCCGAGACAUGGUUCGGAUCAUCGACAAAGAAGGGGAGUGGCGAGAGCAGCAGGCAAUCAAGCUCCUGGAGCAUGACGGGAUGACGGCGCAUGCAAAUACAGGCGAAACUCUGACCAGAGUAGCAUAUCAACCCAAUGAAGAGAAACUUCAAUACUGGGGGAUGAGCUACGGGACACUUCUAGGGGCCACCUUCGCAGCUCUGCAUCCAGACCGCGUGGGCCGAAUAAUUCUCGAUGGUGUCGUCGACCCCGCAGACCAUUACGCUGGAGAUUGGCUUACACAGCUCCAGGACUCGGACAAAAUCAUUUCCAAGUUCUGUGAAUAUUGUUUUGAGGCGGGUCCUUCAAAAUGUCCUCUCUAUACCGGCUCAUCGGCUGCGGAUAUCGAGCACCGCUUCACGAUGAUCAUGUAUGCGAUGAAAGAGAAUCCGAUUGCUGUAUCUCCUAUUUACUUGGAUGGCGCGAUUAGCACAGGUCCGGACAUGGUUACAUACGGUGACCUACAUCUACGUCUUUUGUCUGGAAUGUAUUUUCCCUUCACCAUGGCAGAGAACCUCUUCAGUUUGCUUUUGGAGGUCGAACAGAGGAACUCGUCAUCACCGGAAUUAGCGUCUUUGGUUUCCAGGAAACAAGCAAUCCUUACUCCAUCCGGUUGUCAACGAGACGAAUCAUCACCAGACCCUGACAUUCCAUAUGUGUCCGGGGUAGGUGCCUUCCAAGCAAUCUCGUGCAUGGAUAUUGGCGGCUCAAUGAAUCUGACCCGAAGAGAGUUCCGAAUGUACUGGACAGAGUUGCAUGGACAGAGCCAGUGGAUAGGCCCUAGUUGGGCACGCAAUAAGUUGUCCUGUGAAGGCUUCACCGCCAGACCAGCUUGGAAGCCAGACUUCUCAUUCCAUGUACAGGAGUGGGCGAACACAUCCCACCCAUUGCUGAUUAUCGGCAAUACCCAUGACACAGUUACGCCGUUGACAAAUGCACGUCGGGUCUCAACACUCUUUCCAGGAAGCGUAGUAUUGCAGCAAGACUCCCAGGGUCAUUGUUCACAUUCAAGCCCAUCUUUAUGUACAGGAAAACUCAUACGCCAGUAUUUCCAAACAGGCCUACUGCCGCAAGAAGGGACAGUAUGUCAACCUGAUACAUUGCCUUUCUUGGGCUGCGUAAAGGAUGAAGAGAGUCAAGCAGAAUGCAAUUUCACCGACAGUUCAGACGCCAGGUUGUGGGAAGCUCUAGUUGAGUUGGCGGAUCCUUUCAAGCUCAAACUGAAAUCGGAUGAUAAGCAGACAGUCUCUUGGAUACCUAAUAGUUACCCUUUUCGGCGAUUUAUGUGA
Molecule: messenger RNA, 3078 nt
Organism: Talaromyces atroroseus
Lineage: Eukaryota; Fungi; Ascomycota; Eurotiomycetes; Eurotiales; Trichocomaceae
Exons: 7
Coding region: 1-3078 (1025 amino acids)
Biological process (GO): transport
Molecular function (GO): transporter activity
Source: RefSeq, a predicted model, not a curated record